AUGCAGAGUCUCAGAAAGACUCCCUGCUUGGAAUUUCCGCCAGAAAUGUUUCUCUGUCAUUCCGUUCGUCACUCAAGGCUUCGAACCCCCGCAACCCUCAGCAUCUCCGCUUCUCUUUCUCUCCUCUCCUCGCAGACUGAGACUACAAACCCUAACAAUCCUCCUCCCCGCAAAGGCAGACAAGCCGUACGUCGCCUUCUAAAGCUUCUUUCCACCGCUUCCCAGCAAAACCAAAACCCUCAUCUUUGCGAAAUCCUAAAGUCCCUCCAAUGCUCUCCCGUCACCAUCUCAACUUCCCAAGCUUCAACACUAAUUUCCUCCAUUUCGAAUCCCCUCAUCUCUUUCGAUUUCUAUCGAUUCCUCAGGUCGCUGAAACCCGUCUUCCAACCUGAUUCGAUUCUCUUCUCCUCUUUGAUAAAGUCUCAGCUUCAGUCUGUCAAUCCUCAUCUCCCCAAGAUCCUAUUCUACUUCGGUGAGAUGAAGAAGCACAAGGUUUCCCUCUCCCAUGAUGAUUUCUGCUGCCUCUUCUGCUUGGUUGUUCCCGGUUAUGUUGACAUUGCCGAUUUUUUUGUCCGGGAGCUAUUGGAAAAAGCUGAAUUCGACGAGUGUGCUUAUAAUUAUGCCAUGUCGAUUUAUGCGAAACACGGGUUGUAUAAAGAGGCGAUUUUGGUUGCAGAACGAGCUAGGGCAAGGUCGCGGGAACUUACUUUAGAGUUUUACUCGUGCACGAUGGAUGUCUACGGGAAGAAGGAGGAUGCGGGUUCUGCGAUGAAGCUAUUCCUGGAGAUGGAAGAGAGAGGUAUUCUUGCAGAUGAAAGGGUUUAUAGGAAUCUGUUAGGAGUUCUUUGUAAAGCCGGGUGGGUUAAGCUCUGUUGGGUAAUUCUGGAAGAGAUGAGGAAGGUUGGGUGCAGACCUGAUGAGCGUUUGGCUAUGGAUUUGCUGAGGAGAUUUCUGAAAGAAGGUAUGGUUUUGGAAGCUGGAUGUUUUUUCAAAGAAGGAAUCCUCAAGGAUAUGAAGAGUUUGGCUGUUUAUGCGGAGGCAAUGGAAGAAACAAAGAGGCCAUGGACGGCUUUUCAACUUGUACAAGACCUGUGCAAAUCCGGUUUGGACGUCAGUGGAUGUGUCUAUGCGUCUCUGAUUCGUGGCUGUGGGAAGAUUGGGCUGAUUUAUGUUGCUGAGAAGAUAUUUGCGGGAGUAAAAUCUUCAACUUCUGUUGAGAAUCGAGAAUCGGUGUAUACGUCUAUGAUUUAUGUGUAUUCGAGAGCGCAAAUGAAGAAGUCGGCGGAAAUUUUUUGGAAUGAAAUGGAAAGCACAGUGGGUUUUGGAGGAAAUGCAGAGCCAUUCUUGUAUAUGAUGUCAAUGUAUGGAGAGCUGGGUCUGAUUGAAGAUGUAUUGAGGAUGUUUGACAGGUGGAAGAAUAGUGGUUGCUGUGUAAACAUUGAUGCUUAUGCUGUUCUCAUUGAUGCUUUGAGCAAGUCUGGCAAGCUAAAUCAAGCCAGAAGCUAUCUCCUUGAGAUGAGAAGGUCAAAAAUUCAUCCAUCAUCUUCAAUUUAUGCAUAUAUAAUGGAUGGUUAUUUGCAAGUUGGCCUUCUUAACCACGCCAUUACAAUGUUGGAUGAAUAUACAAUGUUAGGGUUAGAGGCAGAUGAACUGAUUGCAAGUAGCAUCAUCAAGACAUUAAUUCAAGUAGGUCGACUUUCAGAGCUUGAAUUCCACUUGGAUAAAUUCAUGAGGCAGGGAAUCAAGAUUUCUAGUGGUAAGGGAGCCAUUCUGGUGGAAAUGUGUAAAGAUGAUUCUUGCUUAAGAAAGCUAUCCGAAUUGAUUCAGUGA
Messenger RNA from Nelumbo nucifera (sacred lotus), 1830 nucleotides. NCBI's taxonomy places the organism in Eukaryota, Viridiplantae, Streptophyta, Magnoliopsida, Proteales, Nelumbonaceae. The record is from RefSeq and is a predicted model, not a curated record.